GGAGCUGAGGAGCGCCAGCGCAGGGGAGGGUCGAGCCUGAGCAGGGUCCGAGCAGAGCGCGGACGGGCGAGCGCGGCAGGAUGUUCAGCUGGAUGGGGCGGCAGGCGGGCGGGCGCGAGCGCACGGGCGGCGCGGACGCGGUGCAGACGGUGACGGGCGGCCUGCGCUCGCUCUACCUGCGCAAGGUGCUGCCGCUGGAGGAGGCGUACCGCUUCCACGAGUUCCACUCGCCGGCGCUGGAGGACGCCGACUUCGAGAACAAGCCCAUGAUCCUGCUCGUGGGCCAGUACAGCACCGGCAAGACCACGUUCAUCAGAUAUUUACUGGAACAGGAUUUCCCAGGCAUGAGGAUCGGUCCUGAGCCUACCACUGACUCCUUCAUCGCUGUGAUGUAUGGGGACACUGAGGGCAACACCCCUGGAAACGCCUUGGUCGUGGACCCCAAAAAGCCAUUUCGGAAGCUCAGUCGUUUUGGAAAUGCUUUCCUGAAUCGGUUCAUGUGUUCCCAGCUGCCCAACCAGGUCCUGAAGAGCAUCAGCAUUAUCGACAGCCCUGGCAUCCUGUCCGGGGAGAAGCAGCGCAUCAGCCGAGGGUAUGACUUCUGCCAGGUCCUGCAGUGGUUUGCCGAGCGGGUCGACAGGAUCAUCCUGCUCUUCGAUGCCCACAAGUUGGAUAUCUCAGAUGAGUUCUCGGAAGCCAUUAAGGCCUUCCGGGGCCAGGAUGACAAGAUCCGUGUGGUGCUGAACAAGGCUGACCAGGUGGACACGCAGCAGCUGAUGCGGGUGUACGGGGCUCUCAUGUGGUCCCUGGGCAAGGUCAUCAACACACCUGAGGUGCUGCGUGUGUACAUCGGCUCCUUCUGGGCCCAGCCCCUGCAGAACACAGACAACCGCCGGCUCUUCGAGGCAGAGGCUCAGGACCUCUUCAGGGACAUCCAGAGCCUUCCCCAGAAGGCGGCCGUACGCAAGCUCAAUGACCUCAUCAAGCGAGCAAGGCUGGCCAAGGUGCAUGCCUACAUCAUCAGCUACCUGAAGAAGGAGAUGCCCAGCGUCUUUGGGAAGGAAAACAAGAAGCGGGAGCUCAUCAGCAGGCUGCCGGAAAUCUACAUUCAGCUGCAGCGAGAAUACCAGAUCUCCGCGGGGGACUUCCCAGAGGUCAAGGCGAUGCAGGAACAGCUGGAGAACUACGACUUCACCAAGUUCCACUCGCUGAAGCCCAAGCUGAUUGAGGCAGUGGACAACAUGCUGAGCAACAAGAUCUCCUCUCUGAUGAGCCUCAUCAGCCAGGAGGAGACAAGCGCGCCCACACAGAUGGUGCAGGGUGGCGCUUUCGACGGCACAGCUGAGGGCCCCUUCAACCAGGGCUAUGGCGAAGGCGCCAAGGAGGGCGCUGAUGAGGAGGAAUGGGUGGUGGCCAAGGACAAGCCCGUGUAUGAUGAGCUCUUCUACACCCUGUCGCCCAUCAAUGGCAAGAUCACAGGUGUCAAUGCCAAGAAGGAGAUGGUGACCUCCAAGCUGCCCAACAGCGUCCUGGGCAAGAUCUGGAAGCUGGCUGACUGCGACUGUGAUGGCAUGCUGGACGAGGAGGAGUUCGCGCUGGCCAAGCACCUCAUCAAGAUCAAACUCGACGGCUAUGAGCUGCCCAGCAUCCUGCCGCCGCACCUCGUGCCCCCCUCACACAGGAAGUCCCUGCCCAAGGCCGACUGAAGAACGGGAGGGAGGGUGUACAGCAGGGGCGGGCGGUGUGGGAUGGGAAUGGGUGGGUGGGGGUUGCCAGGCGUGAGGCCUGCUCUGCCGCUGACCUCGCCCAGGGACACACACUGCUUUCUCUCUGUGUCCUGGUCUCCCCACGUGUAGAAUGGGGAAGCCAGGCAGAGAUCCUCUCCCCUCUGAAACUCCCUGACUUGCCAUGAAAUCAUUAGAGGGAGCAGAAACCAGAGGGUAAAGAAGGAA
Molecule: messenger RNA, 1952 nt
Organism: Ochotona princeps (American pika)
Lineage: Eukaryota; Metazoa; Chordata; Mammalia; Lagomorpha; Ochotonidae
Gene: EHD4
Product: EH domain containing 4
Exons: 6
Coding region: 81-1706 (541 amino acids)
Biological process (GO): endosomal transport; endocytosis
Cellular component (GO): cytoplasm; plasma membrane
Molecular function (GO): GTP binding; calcium ion binding; protein binding
Source: RefSeq, a predicted model, not a curated record